Microplitis demolitor is the source of this 5205-nucleotide messenger RNA. RefSeq names its product protein virilizer (gene vir). Bases 602 to 5113 code for a protein of 1503 amino acids. Gene Ontology annotation, cellular component: RNA N6-methyladenosine methyltransferase complex. The transcript has 3 exons. Lineage: Eukaryota; Metazoa; Arthropoda; Insecta; Hymenoptera; Braconidae. Gene Ontology annotation, molecular function: RNA binding. The record is from RefSeq and is a predicted model, not a curated record.
AUUCCCAUUGCUGUUGACUGAUACCGGGGACUUUCCCCUUCUCUAUGUAUAUUUUUUCUCCCAAGAAAUUUCUCUCUUGGUUUAAUCAACUUUUAUUUCUUAGUUAGAGUAUACAAAAAUUUUUGCGUUAAAGAAAUAGAUAAUGGUUAGAAAUUUUCAAUCGUCAUGAAUCAUUUUUGAUCGUAAUAUAAUGUUACAAUUUCUGAUCAUAUUAAUUACUUUUUGUACUUUCAUUAUUAUUUAUAAUAUAAAUAAUCAAGAAACCAUUCCUUUUUGUUUUUUGUCAUCAUACUAUUUAUUAUACUCUGAUACUAUUUAUUUACAUUAAAAUAAUAAUUUUAAAAACCGUUCAUAAAGUACCCUCAGCGGUGGUUAGUUUUCAAUGCGCAGUAAAAAAUAACUUUGAGUUAAAGUUUUUUUUACCGCGCAUUGAAGACUAACCUUUUAACUUAACCUGAUUUGCAAUUUAUAUUGCAAACUAACCAAGCUUUAAUAAACUAUUGAUAUAUAAAGUGCAUAAUAAUAUGUAUGAAAUAAUUUUAAAAGAUAAAGUUCAAAUACUAAAUUAGGAUUAGUAAAAAUAGUCGUUUUAAUUAUCAAAAUGGAUAAUAUUGAGUUAAUAUUUUUUGACACAUUCUCACACGACAUAGCUGGGGAACUUAAUUUGGACCUCGUGCAAUUUAUAAAACCGGUUUACAUUAGUGAAAUAAGAAUAAUUCCUCUUGGAGCCAGAGUUCAAGCCGACUUUCCCGGAGGUGUACGACUGGGAGCAACAAAUCCGUCGCAGUUUGAAAUAGAAUUCUUCGUAAAUAAUUACAGCAAGCCUGGCUCUCCCACUUUUGAAUCAUUGGGCGGAUUAGAAUACAAACAAAAUGUCAAUAUACAGCUAGAGUGCGAGAAAAAGCAAAUACUGACGGACGGUUUGAUACUCAAAGGCUGGUACACGACAAUAACAUUAGCGGUGUAUGGAAGUCUCAAUAAAACAAUAACAAUUACACCAGAAGUUACACCUCCAGCACCACCGCCGGCUGAAGUACCGGCUGAGAUUCCUGAGCCAGAGCCUAAGCCGUCUACUUCACAAACCGUUGAGCCGCAACCUGACUGGUACUUUGAGAAUCACUCACAAGCUCCUGCUACUUUUACGGCACCUGAACCACCAGCAACAAGUCCAACACCAGCUGCCCAACCAGCUCCAGUGGCAGUCGAAUCACCUGUAAAGACUUUGGUUAAUGAACCGGACAAAAGUGAACCAAAGCAGUGGACUGAAGAAACACCAGAAGAGGUACCGAAGCCAAUAAAAAGACCGUCGUCACCACCUUCAGAGUCUUUAGUGUCUCUUAGUCCAGAAUCCAUAUCCGCUGAAGAGGAAGAAGCAGAACGUGAAGCGGAAGAAAUGGUUACUGAAGCUAUUGAACCUUUCGAACCAAUUCUUUCAGAUGAAGAAUUAAUGACAGAUGAUUUGCCACCAACGGCAGCUGAGUUUACUUGCGAUAUUCCUGAAGAUAUUCACAUGAUCGAGCCGCCAGAUCUGCUGAAUAUUGAGAAACUUCCAGUAGGAAUAAAAAAAGACAGUGCUGACAACUCGGAAAAAAUUCGUGAAAUAAUAAAAUCUGUUACUAAAUCUGUUAUUAAUUUUAAUAACGUAACUGGACAAGAAAAAGAAGUUUUUGUGCAUAAUUGUGAGACUCUUUGUGUUCUACUUGGAUCGUCUUUUCACCCAGACAAUGACGACCUACGGGAUAUCACUGAGAUUGUUAAUGCUGGUCUGGACAUGGAACUUGCACGUGCACAACCUCAACCCGCUUACAAAGUUCGACAUGUCAAGGUAGGAGUUAGAUUAGCUGAAGCAGCAAGUGCUCUUGAAGAAGGUGCUGAUAUUCUUUUAAAAGUUCAAGCGCCACAUAAACUUUUGACACUCUGUACACGUGAAAAUGUCGCUUUGCCAGUUAAAUUGGCAGCUUUAAGAGCACUUGACGCCGCUUUAAUAAGUCCGAAGAUUGUUGAAGAAUUUUUAAAAUCAGAUAAUAAUUUGUACAAACUUACUCUGCUGAUGUUGGAUGAAGCAAAACUAGCGAGGUUGAAAUACGCCUUAGUUUCUUUGCUAAGAAAAAUUCACGUCUAUGAAUUACUGUCGGAAAUAAAUCAAGUUGGACUCAAGGAAAUUACGCUAGUCGAAUUAACUCAAGCGUACGUCUGCGCUCCGACGCUCAUGGCUCAACCGAAAAGACAAUUACCAGCUAGAAUGCAAAUGGAAUUUGAGCGAGAGCACAACAGAAAUCCUCGUAAACAUUUGAUAUCUUAUUUCCAUCACUACGGUUUAACUCGAAGAAUUUUCUUUGCUCUAGUGUCUCCAGAGUCAACAGAAAGUCUCAUCAAAGCCACGAGAAAAUUUUUAAGUCACCUAGCCGACACCGGAGAUGGACUUUGGUAUCUUUUCAAGGAGUCAGAAGUUACUAGGUCGAUAUUAAAAGCUAUAAGAUACGAAAAACCAGGACUGGGUGCUAUGAUCGCAUGGCGACUUCAAGUAGUCCAGUGUCUUGCACUCCUAAAAAAUUCAUCAACACAAGACUGGUUGGUUAUAAAAAAACUCCACUCAUUUCUCACAUUUCCCGAGGGCUUACGAGCGAUCAUAAAAGUUUUAUCAAUAGAUUCUUUUAUUGAUAUCUUAAUUCCUCUGCUAUCAAAUCGUGACUUUUCAGAAUUUGCGGCUGAGUUAAUAACGACCAUGGUUCGUUAUUCGGACGAAGUAGAAGUCCUGCAAAGUCGUGCUGGAGCGCUGAUAGAGGAAGCGAGAAGUCAAGUAAUACUUCGUGAUGUAAUGUCUCAUUUAACGGUAGCAGCACUAGCUACCAAUUGGAAUCACGGAGAUGUCUCUUCUCUUGUAACAACGAUAAGAAAAUACGCUGACAAAGCGCCAUCACUUCCUGGUGAACUUAUAACUGCAUGCAGAAUCUUACAUCACUUGAUAUUUCCUUCAAGCAGUGACAUGGAUCCAAUGGAAGCGUACAUCGAAUUGAAGCACAGAAAUGCUUUGACUCAACUAUUUGCUGCCGAUGGAUUAACGGCACUGAUCGCAGUAAUGACUAAAUUAACAAAUUUUUAUCAGCAGCCUUACGUUUAUCGGGCAGCAUUUACUGGUCGUCGAGGAUUAUUACUGAUAUCUGUAUUACUUCCAUGUGUUAAAUUAACUCACGCACUAUUAGAGCGACUGGUAAAAUGUAUGGCAACUGAAUUUAAAGAUCUGACUCCUGUUGUACCACUUCUAGGAGUUUAUGCUCUGGUAGACGCGAUACCAAAUUCUAGUCAAUCGACCCGACUACUUGCCGAUGAAGUCGCUGAGACUCUGCUACUAUUCACCCGAGCGGUAGAUUCUGACGGUGCUGGCAACGUCGCCAAGUCUCUUUGGACUCAAAUGCUCGGCGAAAUGCUCAAGAUGAUUUCCUCCAGUCCGUGUAAUUUCAUUCCUGGUUUAAAAUUAUUUUCACGACUAUUGCCGCCCAUUUUAUAUAUUGAAGAUACAGCUGAGAGUGAAGAUACAUUACGCGCUCUUGGGUUACGGAAAUUAUGGUCAGCUCAUCUUCAAGCACAAGCAGUAAAUCUUGCUGAGACUCUGAGGUUACUUUGUGCCAGUUGGAAUGAAACUUUACUGACGUUAUUGUCUACUGUUUGUAAACAACUGAGCGAUUUAGCAGCACCUACGGCACUACUUGUUGGUAGAUGUCUUCUUGAUAGAAUAUUAGCAGCAUCACCUCUAGAGAAUCAUGGACCGACACUGGUACUGCUUAGUGAUUUAGCACUCCAUGCACCAGUCAAAGCCACUCUACUGACUUUAUUAAGUCCAACAUCACGCGCACAAGUAAAAUCAGAUCAAAAAUAUAUUCCAGUUGUUGACAUGAUGUGUUCAGCUCUUAAAAAUACAACAGAUAAAAAUGUACAAAUUGAAAUAUUAGAAAUAUUUAACACACUCUGUGAUCAUACUCUUAGUAUUAUGCAAGAGGAACAUAUUGAAUCUUUUGAGAUUCGUUUAACACAUUCAGUUCCUAGCAAGGAACCGUUACUAUCAAUAAUCACUGCCCUCAUUGAUAUUCUUGCAAAUGCAACCAAGUAUUCAUCAGAUGUAUUAGAAAAUACACUACGUAUUCUUUUAUCACUUACUCAUCACAACUACGGACUGUAUCACGUUAAAAGCUGCUUAGAAAAUAAUCUCGGUACGUUGAAGUCAUUCUUGGAGCACGUGGCGACUGUGGAAAAUGCUGAGGAUGAGGACAAAAAAGUAAAUCCAACACUUACAGUAACUUUUCUGGAAAGUUUAAUAACGUGCGGUAAAUUUGAGAGACGAUCGUUGUAUCUACGGUUGUCUCAGUUGGCAACUUUGAUCAUGUGGGAUAAAAAUGAAACCCAUCCGUUGGAAAAAAUUUCUGGUACUGCGGAGUUAGUUAAUGAUCUAAAAGCAGCGGUUGAGAAUAAAGAUGAAAAAGAACCGAUUCCAGAAAUGCUUGAACCUCUUUUACCAACUCCAGAUGCGUUAUUGAAUCAAUUUUCACAGAGAUCAAUCAAGAGGUCAAGAUCACCAAUACCGAGAGCACGAAAACGGUUCAGUGGAACCGGUAGCCUGGAAAAUAAUAAUACCGUUGAUUUGAUAGCGUUGGCUACUGAAUUAUUACCAGCAGAUUUUAAUUUAAUAACUGCAACGCAAGUGCUUUGCUCGAAAACUUUAUCAAAAGACAUCCUGGAAUCAGGACAAACGAAGGAAGAAAAUUCACGUGAUAGCCGUGAGCUCCAGAAGCCACCGACUGUACCCACGGCAAAGACGAAAAUGCCUUUUGUUGCUCCAAUGCGUGGCCGUGCACAAUUCGUGAGCUCGCGUGGCGGGUUAGUGUCUGGUGGAGUCGGCCGAGGCGCUGAUCCGUUCAGAUCGAGACCACCGAACACAUCACGACCGCCUUCACUGCACGUUGACGAUUUUGUAGCACUGGAAACUUGCGGCGCACAACCAACUGGACCUACUGGCUACAAUAAAUUAAGUGUUCGAGGUACAUGUCCACCUAGAGGUGUCAUCACCGGACCAAGAUGUCGACCGUGGAUGGAACCACGACCACCGUACAUGCGUUAGAUAAAUUAUUAAUUUACGAUGGAUAAUAUUAUUUCUAUCCAAUCUUAUAAUUUUAUAUUAUUAUUUUAAUGAAAAAAUUAUAUGUACAUAUU